AUGUCAAACACAAAACUUAAUGCCAAACGGAUUGACGUUUUUUCAGAAGAACAGCAAGACAUUCUUAAACAAAAGGGAUCCGAGAUUGAGCAAUUACAAACAAGUAAUAUACUUCUCUUAAAAAAAACACAAAAGAAUGAAAUGCAAAUGAACAAGAUCAUUGACAAUUGUAUCUUAGACAUCAAUCUUUUGUCAGAUCCACUUUCUGCAAAUGCACCUGUAGGAUGGGCACAUCAUAUUUCAGCCAACACUCUAUCUCUUUUUCAAGGAGAUUCUCAUUGGAAUACGCUUUCUUUGGACAACAAUAGCCAAUUAUUAAACAACAAAAAUAAUUCAUUAAAUUACAAUGGAUCACAAUGGGAUAAAAUGACCAGUGUAGUUAAUCCUGAUUACAAAGAUAUGUUUGAUACGGAUCAGCAACUUGGCUCAGCUAGCUUAUUGGAUUCAAAGGAUCGUAGAAUGUUUGGAGUAAUGCCAAUGAAAGAAGAGAUUGUGAUGGUCAAAUGUACUCAUUGUGAAAGACCAAUCCUGGGUAGCAGCUUCAAUGAACACGCAGAUUCAUGCUGUGCCAGGACAAAUAUACCUUUUGCCGGACCACCUACACCUAUCCCAUCACAUUAUGGCAACCCAAAGGGAUUUGUGGCCAACGAACUGUUUUCGGAUGAUGAGGAUAGUGAUGGUAGCGUGCGAAACAGGAAACACAGGAACGAAGUGAAGAAACACGAGUCAGGAAGGCGAAAUGAUAGCAUCGGUUCUUUGGAGGAACCUGAGACCAGUCAGUUCAAACGAGCUCUGUCGCCUAAUCAAGCCAGCGAGAAAGCUAAAAAGAAGACUAAGAAGGAAAAACAAAAGAAUAAGGUCAUCUCUAAGCCAAAAGGUCCUCUAGAUCUCGAUCGUCAAUGUGGUGUUCUACAGGGACCAAACUCUACACCUUGUACCCGAUCACUUACUUGCAAAAGUCAUUCAAUGGGUGCUAAGCGAGCAGUAGAAGGUCGGUCUCAACCUUACAACGAACUUCUAGCAGCCUAUCAAAAGAAGGGAGUUGGACGACCACAAGUUGGGCCUACUGGUCUGAUACAAACAGAGCGUCCUUUGAGUACAUCUGGAAUAGGAUACAUGAAGCCAAGAAUUAGUCAGAUAGAUAAUUCUGGGAUACCGCCAGAUGUGGCUGUUAACGAUAAGCAAUCUAUUGAUUCUGAUGAAGAGGUCGAAUGCGUACUCCGGGCUAUUCAAAAUCACUGUAAUUUCCCCCUUGCCCAAAAGCCUGUCAAUCUUUACAAGCGUAAACAGAGGGCGUUCAGAGUUGGAAAUAUCUUAAGAGUUGCGAUUACGCCAAAGUCUUCUGGAAUCAUGGGCUUCUCUGACGCAAUCGACACGACCAUGCUUUCCCACAGCAUGUAA
Molecule: messenger RNA, 1401 nt
Organism: Phycomyces blakesleeanus NRRL 1555(-)
Lineage: Eukaryota; Fungi; Mucoromycota; Mucoromycetes; Mucorales; Phycomycetaceae
Exons: 7
Coding region: 1-1401 (466 amino acids)
Cellular component (GO): SAGA complex
Source: RefSeq, a predicted model, not a curated record